CGUCAUCGCCGCAUGUGGCAAACCCGGCACGCCAAGCUGUUUCUCGUGGUUCACACUACAGUUCACGCUUGAAGUUUGAUCUUUCGGACGUUUGGUCAACGCUCAAGGUAGCAGUCGCACGGAGUGACGCCCCUCUCCGCACAGUAAUCAUGCCGCUGGCAGCGUUGUCAUCCGUGGAAGAGCUACAGCAGCAGUUAACGAUAUGUAGAAACGAAAUAGCCAAUUUGCGGACCAAACUGCGGGCGAUGAGCGCGCAGUUUAACCGACAGUGCAAAGAAAUUUUGCAGGCGUUAGAAGUUCGAAGUGGAAACGUCGAAACGAUACCUAACCAUCCUCGAGACUGCGAAUCGCCAAAGAGCAACAGUUUCACGUUCCAGCCUAUAGGAUACGUUCAGACGGCAUUCCCCUUCAAGAAUGGAACACCUCGUCAAGGCUGCAUUUGUCCCGAAAGCCAGGCAGUUCUGACAUUAGACAAACGAGUUUUCACAUGCCCUGAACAUAGCCUGGAGGGGCUCGACAAGUUUUCCCAUGUAUGGCUGCUGUCAGUGUUUGACCGCAAUACCAGGAAGGAAGGCUCGGGGGAGUUUGCAUACAAAAGCAAAGUUCAGCCACCCCGCCUAGGUGGCCAGACCUGGGGUGUCCUUGCCAGCCGUUCCCCACAUCGACCCUGUCCCGUGGGGCUGACGUUAGCACGGUUGCAUUCAGUCCAAGGUUCUGCACUGCACCUUUCUGGAGUGGACCUCGUGGACGGGACACCGAUCCUCGACAUUAAGCCCUACUUGCCUCAGUACGAUAGCCCCCAGCAGGAGACCUCGGACGAGACGCCAGACAUUCGAUGGGCCCACUGGAUCGAGGAGGCCACCAAACUGGCAGUUGACUUUACCCCGAAGGCCAGAGAGCAGCUUUCCCAUUUUCACGGGUGCAACAGCCACCCCGCUUCAGAAUCGCACUGCUGUUGGUGUUUGCAGCAUUUUGAGGAUUCGCACGCUGCAGCCAGAGCGCUGGAAUGCCUUCUGAAGGCUGAUCCACGUUCCAUCCAUCGCAAGGACAACUGUGCGGACAGGCUGUACUACUGUGUAUUGGACAGCAUCCAUGUUACUGCAUGGUUUGAUGAAGGACGAGCAGAGGUGCUGAAAGUAAGACCUCGUGCAGAAGAGGAAGGAGGGGAGCUUGCUGGCACCUGUUAGCUACCCAAGACAAGUUAUUAAAAAGCUGCUAAAUUUAAA
Messenger RNA from Rhipicephalus sanguineus (brown dog tick), 1226 nucleotides. Its product is annotated as tRNA (adenine(37)-N6)-methyltransferase. The transcript has 5 exons. The record is from RefSeq and is a predicted model, not a curated record. The coding region runs from base 150 to 1187 and encodes 345 amino acids. NCBI's taxonomy places the organism in Eukaryota, Metazoa, Arthropoda, Arachnida, Ixodida, Ixodidae.